Messenger RNA from Sorex fumeus (smoky shrew), 2059 nucleotides. It is a transcript of the gene MCFD2, whose product is annotated as multiple coagulation factor deficiency 2, ER cargo receptor complex subunit. The transcript is spliced from 4 exons. Bases 68 to 505 code for a protein of 145 amino acids. NCBI's taxonomy places the organism in Eukaryota, Metazoa, Chordata, Mammalia, Eulipotyphla, Soricidae. The record is from RefSeq and is a predicted model, not a curated record. Gene Ontology annotation, molecular function: calcium ion binding.
GGCUCAAGUUGGAGGACUUCGCGUCUGGGCACAGCUGGCUGCCGGGGGCGCGACGGUGCUGGCGAGGAUGAGAGUUCUGCGGCUGCUCGGACUCCCUUUCCUGUGCGGCCUGCUCGGGACCUUCUGUGUCCUGGGUGCCAGGGCCGAGGAGCCUGGAGCCAGCAAUGCCCACCCCGGCAUGGCCCUGGACAAGCACACGGUGCAUGACCAAGAGCAUAUCAUGGAGCAUCUCGAAGGUGUCAUCAACAAGCCCGAGGCAGAGAUGUCCCCGCAGGAACUGCAGCUCCACUAUUUCAAAAUGCACGACUAUGACGGGAACAACCUGCUGGACGGGCUGGAGCUGUCCACGGCCAUCACGCACGUCCACAAGGAGGAAGGGAAUGCACAGGCGCCGCCAAUGAAUGAAGAGGAGCUCAUUAACUUAAUAGAUGGCGUUUUGAGGGAUGACGACAAGAACAACGAUGGCUACAUUGAUUACGCGGAAUUUGCAAAAUCACUGCAGUAGAGAUAUCUGUCAUCUUCUAGUUUCAGGCUAAUGUGACCCAUUAUAAUGUGAUUGAACAUUUUCAGUGACACAUUUCCAACGGCUGCUUCAUUGUUUUGGUGAAAAUCUGUAGCAGUUUGUUACACUGGGGUGAGACAGAAGAAAUCAAGAGAAAUGGAAGAGAAACAGGGCGUGUUGCACUCCCCAAGUCCUGUCAACUCUCUUAGUGGACAAGGGUUUGAUUUAAAAAUCCUUUUAAGAGUAUCGAUCAUUGGAGCAGAGUACUCUGGAACUGUUAGUUCCAGCAGAAUACUGCUAUCUUUUGAUUUUAUCUCGGCUCCGUGAAAAAUAAGACAAGCUUUGCCAAGUGGACACACGUCUCAGCUCAGUCCCUGUGAAUGAAUGGUGAAUGAAUGCCAAAGGUUUUCCCCAUGGGUCCCCUCCUUCAGGCUAAUGGUCAGUAUUCUGUAAAGUUCUCCCGGUCUAAGCGAGCCUCUGGACUAGUCAGCCAGUGUUUAUAAGACGGUUUCAGAGCCACAGCCUAAGAAGAAUGUCAAGUAUUGAGUUUGGCUCCCGGCAGAGUUGCUGGCUCUGUCUCCUGCCACCUUGGGAGUGACAUAACCACUGAUCCAAGUGAUGAAUCCUUUUCAGUUUUUUUUCACUGAAAAGUAGUUUUUAUAAAACUACUGCCACAUCCUGAUACUUUAUUUCUAUUAUGUCUUCUUCAAUCUGGGAGAUUUUUAAGAUGUAAAAGUGUUCUUUAUUCUAAAUCAAUGGGAAAUAUUUUAGCUUGCUUAAUAUUUCUAUUUAACUUUUGUCUUUGGGUGUCGUCUUUGCAGUUUAGAAACGAUUAGGAAAGUUAGGAGUUGCUCCCUCCUCUGCCCGAUUCAGUGGGGUUACAGCUGCUAGUAGGUGUAGGCUGAGAAAAAAAAGGGAAAAUAUUGUUCCUCUUGCCCAGUGAGGAUCCUGGGACAAGUCAUGUCUAGAGGGAAUGUUGUUUGAAUUACCUCUUUUAUCCUGAAUCCAGUUUUCCUGAUCAGGGAAGAUUAGAAAAAGUUUAAAACCUGGUUUUGUUUGGGGGCCACAUCCGGCGAUGCUCAGGGCUGACUCCUGGCCCUGCGCUCAGGGAUCACUCCUGGUGGUGCUCAAGGGACCAGAUGGGAUGCCGUGGUGGGCCCGGGUUGUCUGCGUGCAAGACAAGUGCCGUACCCACUGUACUCUGUCGGGCCCCAAGAAGUCUAAAAUCUUAGCAGCGUGAAUCUGGUAGUCAAGCAGCAGCUGUAGCUCUAUCGUGAUUGGCUUUGUGGGAUGUGAUGGGGAGACCUUUAGGUUAGAGAAAGCAGGAGGUCGGGCUGCAUGGGGAGUACCACAGCGGUGUGCUGGAGGCUGUAGAGACCUAUUUUCCUUACUAAAAUAUUCUUAUAAGAAAGCUUGGGUAUUUGUAAACAUAAUUUCUUGUGUCAAGUAUUUGUGCAAUCAGAGCUGAAUUAUAAACUAUUCUUGUAAUAUCUAAUUAUUUUGAAAGAUUUAUAUAAUGAUAUAUGACCAAUAAAAUUGAUGAACUAGUAUAAAGCA